This is a messenger RNA of Pezoporus occidentalis (night parrot), 3693 nucleotides long. It is a transcript of the gene CAPNS2, whose product is annotated as calpain small subunit 2. Gene Ontology annotation, cellular component: calpain complex. Gene Ontology annotation, molecular function: calcium ion binding. NCBI's taxonomy places the organism in Eukaryota, Metazoa, Chordata, Aves, Psittaciformes, Psittacidae. The transcript has a single exon. The coding region runs from base 1526 to 2272 and encodes 248 amino acids. The record is from RefSeq and is a predicted model, not a curated record.
UUAACUUGCAUGUUGACAAUGUUUUGCUAAAAAUCACCUCCCAGAAGGAUGUUUAAUUCAUUGUGUCCAACUUAGUGAAUGCUUCUUGGUUAGCAAUUCCUGUAGGCAAGAUAGGUGACUCUGCACUUUCUAUCUUAAGUUUCGAUGGAGAAAGGAUUAUCAGUUUGUAGCUUGCAAGAUGACAGCCAUCUCUUGGACCAGGUUGCCACACCAUGCCACCAUGGUAAUCUUCAUGCUGGUAAUGGCUGAGUAUUUCCUUUUGCCUCCCCCAGAUUUUGAAUUUAUGUACACUCUGACAGCCUAAUUAACUGAUGUAGUUGUAAGUAGAAAAUUUAAGGCAGACGAAGCUGACUAGAGUGUGUGUUCUUGCAUAUGUGUUUGUGAAGGGUGCUGUUAGACAUUGUAAGGUCUCCUCUUGCCAAUCUCCAGCCAUAAAGGAGGCUACAUGUUAAUUUGAUCAUUUAGGCUUUCCCCCAUAGUGGUGAUUUCUCAUUUUAUACUUCUCCCUGAAGAUGAGACAAAUUGUUCUGUGGAUGUGCCACUCUGACUAAACCAGAAGCAUCAGUGAGUAGAGCACAGCACAGAAUUCAUCUUGCUUCUAGGCACCCAUUAUGUACUACAGUGCAAGCAGCAUGUUGUGCUACAGGUGCUGAUGAACUAGAGUUCAUUUCUUAUCGUAGGAGAUCUCAGCUCAGUGUCACUCCUUGUGAUCAAGUUAGCUUUAGCAGCACACCCAUCCCUGGUAGGUCUUUCCUGUGUAUAUGCCAAUAAGAACUGGUUUGGGAGUUUUCCAGAUAGAAAGGUUCUAGAAGCUCAAAAAUAGAGGGAGCCAAAUGCAUUUCCUUCAUUGCUGAAUGCAUUUGAAGUUCUAGAAGAGCUAGGUAUUCAUCCUUUCUUUAUUCUUGCCUCCACAUCUUGGACCAUUGGCUCCUGUGAACAUGUAGUCCAAGUCCUGAAGCACGGUACAUAAAAUAGAGACAUGAUGUGGCAACCAAAAUAAUUAAGGGCAAGCAAGACUCCUUUGACUUUCCCUAUGUGGCACAACAGUGACAGUAACUAGAAUUGGCAAUGUAAUGCUCAAUUCAUUAAAAAAUUGAAGGUGUAAAAGACAGCAAGAACUGACAAGACUAGUAGCUUUCACUGCAUUCAUUUUUAAGAUCAGCUUUACUGACGAACAGUCACAUUAACGUGACACGGCUCUUUUCAAAUUGCUUCAUUUAUGAACACAGGUAUUUUGAGGCUUCUGCUCUAUGAUUUUAAGCCUCGUUGGGCUUUUUUCCACAACGAUUCUUCAAAUCAUAUAAAGUUAAUUAUGCACAGAAGAAAAGAAACAGAGGCGUGUCAACAACUGACAGAAACUACAGAGACCUUAGAGAACUUUGGCACAGCUGUUGACAUGCACAGACACGGUGAAGUUUAAGCAUGCAGAUAAACUGUGGUUUGCCUACGCCUACAUCUCAGACACAAUACAGCUUCGGAGCAUUACAGAAACGCUGGGUCUCAGUAACUCCAAGAAGUCUUCACGAUGUUCCUUGCUAAAGCUUUGCUGAGCGGAGGAAGUGGUAGUGGUCAUGGAGGGAGCCUUGCACAUGGCCUUGGAGGUCUCCUGACAGGAGGUGGUCAUGGAAGGAAUCUUGGAGGACUUGUUGGAGGUCUUGUCAAUCUUGUAAGAGAAGCAGCAGCUCAGUAUAAUCCGGAGCCACCUCCACCUCCACACAAUCAUUUUACGAAUGUGGAAGCUUACGAGAAUGAGGAGAUCAGACAGUUUCGUCUCCUCUUUGUCCAGCUUGCUGGAGAUGAUAUGGAAGUGUGUGCCACUGAGCUAAGGGACAUCCUGAACAAAGUCGUUUCCAGACAUCAAGACUUGAAAACAGAUGGCUUCAGCUUGGACACAUGCCGUAGCAUGGUAGCUGUCAUGGACAACGAUACAAAUGGCAAACUGGGCUUUGAAGAGUUUAAGUAUCUGUGGAACAACAUCAAGAAAUGGCAGUGUGUUUACAAGCAGUAUCAUACUGAUCAAUCAGGCACUGUUGGCAGAGCUCAGCUGCCAGGUGCCUUGAAGGCUGCAGGGUUCCACCUGAAUGAGCAGCUUUGCCAAGUGAUCAUACGCAGGUAUGCUGACGAGCACAGCAGCAUGGACUUUAACAACUUCAUUAGCUGCUUGGUACGACUGGACAGCAUGUUCCGGACCUUCAAGUCCCUGGACCGAGAUGGAGAAGGACAGAUUAAAGUGACCAUUGAAGACUGGCUAGAGCUGACCAUGUAUUCGUGAAGGUGUACUAGAGAGGAAAAGCUUUGUCUGGAAGAUACAUACAGAAGACUACAAUCCUCUACUAUAGAACUAUAGUCUUUUCCUUGUUCUAAGGCAGAUGUAGCUUGUGGCAGAUAGCUCAAAGUGUUGUGGUUCCUCUUCUGCAUGCAUUAAUCUGCUUUUCUGAAGGGUUUGGGUUAGUUAUCAGUUGAACAGCUGCAUGUCUCAGAAAACCUAGAUUCUGAAGUGUGGGAAUAUGUGGAAGGAUCAAAGCUUAGUUAUUCAUUUAAAGUGGCUUGUAUGUGAGUAUAACUAUUACCUAAAAGCUCGGAAGUUUGGUGUUGAUGUUACUGUUCCAACUCUUCAGCAUUUGCUAAGCCAGAAUAAAGCUCUGUUUGCCUAAAGGCAAUCACCAGUAAAGAGAGUUGCUCAGUUAUUUCCAACAAGGGGAAAAACAUGAGAAUUGCAAUAACUAUGAUGAAUUUACAUAAUCAUAUUUAAUUUCCUUCCUGCUUCUCCUUUUUGAUGCUUGUCUGCUGCAGCAAAACCUGAGUGGUAUUGUCAGUUCUACCUUCAGGCCAAGACAGAUCUGAAGACUUACAGAAGGCUCCUUCUAUAACCUUUUUCUCCUUUCUACAGUUCUAUUAACUAGUCUUUUCUUUUUUUCCUUUAAGCCUUAUUAUAGUUAUAAGAACAACUUAAAAUACUACAUUUAUAUUUAGAGGAGUUUGCUGUAAUAAUGCAGUCACAUAGCAGGGAGCCAGCCAAAAUCAGCCUCUGGCUGAGUUAGAUUUUAUCAGGGUGCAGCAUCCCACUCAAGCUAGUUAUGUAGUUCUGUCAACUUUUGAGUAAAAGAAAACAGAAUAACUUGAACUGUCAAAGGUUCAUUUCUUUGCAGUAAGGAUUACAUGGUUGAUGAAGACAGCCUUUUAACAAGGCAGUUUCUCAGCAGGGCUUUGCUGCUUUACAGGAAAAUGGUUUAAGGUACGUGCUAGCUGACUGGAAUGUGCAAGGAUGAGUUUAGUAGCACCACAGGCAGUCUGUAGUUGUCAGAAUCCACACACCCCUGCCCCUCCCUAGGGAAACAUCAGUGACUAAUCGAGAAAUCCCACACAAUACCUGCAGGGCAUCUGAAUGCUAACAAAUGUGUUGUGGUUUGGGUUUGUUUCUAAAUUUCUGUAGCUUUGAUUUCUACAUUCUGCAGUUACACUUGGCAAAUACUAUUUUCCAAACUGAUGAGAUCUCCUCCCUGCUAUACAUGCAGAAGCCUUUUGCUUGCAACUUAAGAAAAAGUAACUUACGACUUUUGCUCAGACUUUUUUCCUCCUGCAUUUUGUUUAAUACCAAGCUGGGUGACAGAAAGAGUAAAAAUACUCGUAUUGGCCCAAAUUUAGCACUUUAAUGGAAGUAGUAUGACCCUUAUUAGUUCUUGAGAUGAAAGA